AUGUUACAAUAUUUUGUGAAUAAACUUUUUGGUGAUUUACCAUCUAGUUUUAAUUAUAUGAUAGGUAAAAAGAUAGAGUAUGAUAUAAAGAUUGGUUAUUAUGAAAUGUAUGAAGGGCAUGAUAAGAAUUGUGAAGAUGUUUGUGUAUUUAUAUAUGAGAAGAAUAAUAAAGAAACAACUUAUGUGAAAAGAUAUAUAAAGAAUCAUUUGUCAUAUUCUAAAAAAUUAAUUCAUCCUAAUAUUUUAAAAGUAUUGGAUACAUAUGAAAAUGAGAAAAGGAUAUAUAUAGUAACAGAGAAAUGUGUACCAUUGAUAUAUGAAAAAAUAAAGAGUGAUCCUAUAUGGGGUUUAUAUGAAAUAAUGAGAUCUAUUCAUUUUAUUAAUUCUUGUAAUUAUAUCCACGGUUUGAUUAAUCCUUUAUCAAUAUUUGUAAAUUCCAAAGGUAGAUGGAAAUUAAGUAAUUUCGAUUGUAUUCAUGAGAAGAAUAUGAGUAUAUCUAAUAUAUAUAAUGAUAUAAAAGAUCAUAUAUUUUGUAGUUAUGGAUAUAAAAUAAAUAUACCAAAUAAUAUACAUUCAACCUAUAUUGAUUGUAAUGGUUUGAUAUUAUUAAUGAUAUGGUCCUAUAAGAAAUAUAUUUGUUCUACAGGUAAUGAAAAUAAUGAAAUAUUAUAUAGAGUUGGAAAUAAUAUAGAUAAUAAUACUUAUAGUAUGACGAAUUAUUUAUGUAGUGAUCCUCAUAGUAGUAUGACAUUUCUUAUUUUUAAUGUGAAUUAUGAGAAAGACAAAAUGGAUUAUAUACCACAUAACUUACAUAAAGUAUAUAAUAUGUUGAAUACAUAUAAUUGUAGUGAAAUAAAUUUGAAUAAUAUAUUAAAUGAUGAAAAUUUAAAAAAUAAUAAUUAUAUUGUUAGAACCAUGUUAUUUUUAACAGAAAUACAUAUGAGAAGUAAAAUCGAGAAAAGCAUAUUUUUAGAUAAUUUAUUUGAAUAUAUUGAUAAUAUAUCUUUAGAUGUAAAAGUUCAAAUGAUAUUACCAGAAUUAUGUAAGAAUAUAGAUAUAUUUGAGAAUUAUAUAAAAUGUUUAAAAAUUAUAUUACAUAUUUCAAAAGAUAUAUCAAGUGAAGAAUUUGAGAAAAUGGUAUAUGGAUCUAUAUUUUUAAAAUGUUUUCAUUUAACUGAUAGAACAGUAAGAUAUUUAUUGUUAGAAUAUUUUCCAUUUAUAGAAAAGCAUCUAAAUCAUAAUCAUAUGAAUGAAAUAUAUAAACCAUAUAUAUAUGGAUUCAUGGAUAAUAAUAUGUCUAUUAAAAAUGAAACUAUAAAAAAUUUUAUAUAUCUUUUUCCAAAAUUAAAAACAAAUAUAAGAUCAGCUGCUCUUAAUGUACUCUUAGAAAAUUUAAAAGAAAAUGAUAGUUGCAUUAAAACUAACAGUAUUAUAUGUAUAGCUAAAAUUUCAAAACAUAUAAUAACAGAUAAACAAAAUAUAUUAGAAAAUGUAUUCCAAGUUGGUAUACAUGAUAUGUCUAUACAAACAAAAGUAGCAACAUUACAUUCAAUUAAAUAUACAUAUGAUCAAUUUUGUAUGAACAAAUUUGUAUCGAAUAUAUUACCAAUGGUCACUAGAAGUAUGAUAGAUGAUAAUAUGCAAAUAAGAUCCUGUGCGUUUGACGUUUUGGAAUCACUUAUGGUUGAUUUGAAAAAAGAAUUAUUACUAGAAGAAAAAGAACACAAAGAUAAUCAGAUGUAUGAUCCUCAAAAGUCUUAUAAUUUUAUAGAUAAGAUAAAGUGUAUUAUUACAAAGAAUAAAGGUGACAUCCAAGAAGAUACAAAAGAAAUGACAAUAUCAGGAGGUGAAUUACAAACAGAUACUGACUUUAACGAAAGAAAUGAAUUUAAUACAGAUAGAAAUAAUUUUAUGGAAUCUAUACAUAUGAAUGGAGACGAUUCAACAUGUCCUGAGAAGACAAACACAUUUGAUAAUAAUAGAAAAGAUAUUCUUGAUUAUAGUCAAUAUGAUAAUAUUAAUAAUGAUCAAUUUUUUGUUGAUACAUGGAAUCCUAACAAUAUAGAUUAUAAUCUUUCUGUGCCUAGGAAAAAUAUAAAAGAGAAUAAGUCUCCUCAAUUUAUAUCUGAUACAAUUUUAUUUAAUAAUAAGAAUAUACAAAAUAGUGUUUCUUUUAAAGAGCAACUAAAAGAGGAAAGACAAGUUUCUUUGCAAAAUAAUAAAAAUAAUAUGGAUAUGUACAAUAUGAAUAAUAUGAAUAAUAUGAAUAAUGUGAAUAAUAUGUAUGCUGAUGUGAGCAAUAUAAAUCAUAAGGAUAGUUUUCAUGAUGAGAACAAAAGUUAUAAUUCUUUUAAAAGUACUGGAGAAACACGAAUGAUAGAUAAAAGGUUUAAAAAUAAAAUCCACAUGGAUAUUGAUAAUUUUUUUGAUGAAUUUGAUUUAAGUAAAGAGAACAAUACUCCAAAAAUAAAAUUGAGUUCUCUUCAAUAG
This is a messenger RNA of Plasmodium adleri (nom. inval.), 2490 nucleotides long. Its product is annotated as protein kinase, putative. The record is from RefSeq and is a predicted model, not a curated record. Lineage: Eukaryota; Apicomplexa; Aconoidasida; Haemosporida; Plasmodiidae. The transcript has a single exon. The coding region runs from base 1 to 2490 and encodes 829 amino acids.